Messenger RNA from Sinocyclocheilus rhinocerous, 7583 nucleotides. RefSeq names its product polycystic kidney disease 1 like 2a (gene pkd1l2a). Gene Ontology annotation, molecular function: calcium channel activity; protein binding; calcium ion binding. The transcript is spliced from 31 exons. Lineage: Eukaryota; Metazoa; Chordata; Actinopteri; Cypriniformes; Cyprinidae. Bases 1 to 5547 code for a protein of 1848 amino acids. The record is from RefSeq and is a predicted model, not a curated record. Gene Ontology annotation, biological process: detection of mechanical stimulus. Gene Ontology annotation, cellular component: membrane.
AUGCAGCAUGAAAAUACAGAGCUGGCCUCCAUUUCCGCUAUCAGAGGGAUCGUUCCCCAUAACAUCACUAUAUCUCCAGAAGUACAGCAGCAGCUAGGACCAGGCUGCCAACAGUUUACUGUUGUGGCUCUCAAUGGGGUGACGGCUGUAGAUCGCUCCACUGUCCUGGAGCUGUGCUUGGUGGAGCCAGUGGAAGGACUCAUAGCGGACAUGGAAUUUGAGCAUGAGCAGUGUCCGGUCCAUGCCCUCUAUGUCAAUGUGUCUCUGGCUCGGGGGGCUCCAGUGCAACUGCAUUUUCUGGUGUCUGGAGCCAAUCACACCUUUUCUGAGAUGCAUGAGAUGCUGCAUGGAAGUCCACAAAUCAGUGAGCAAGUGAGAACUGCCAGAGCCAAUAAUCUAAAUAUCACAGUAGAUCCAGAGGUCCCAGUCAUCGGCACUACCAGCAUCAAGCUGUAUGUUGAUGGAUUAGUAGAUGACGACGCUAUCUGGAAAUGCCAUGAGGAUUGCCCCUGUCCCAGUGAAGUGAAACAUAGAGAUUAUGAGAUAUCCGAAGCUUGCCUACCACCAGUGUACAGUUUCUCUGUGUAUACUGUACAUACCAAGUCACAUGGUGUCACACAGUCUGGAACCAGAUGCAUCACUGUCAUUCCUAGAGAAAAUAUGAAGCUUUCUGUUACCUGUUCCAACUGCAGUCCAGUGAACAUCGCUGAGAGUGUUAAGCUACAGGUGCAGUGUGAAGGAUGUCAGAAAAUUGUUUGGUACAUUGAGAGCACAAAGGAUUUUACUGUAAAGGACACCAGUAGUAAUCACACAGUUGGAGAUCUCCAGGCGCUGGUUUCCAACCAGGUGUCUCAGCUGCAGCAACAAGGUCGACUCACUGGGGCAGCGCUGGCACAGAUGUUCCAGUCUGUGUCCGACAGACUGAAUGAUGCAUUACCAGAACUGAGGGAAGAGAUGUUGCAGAGUUUGAGUGCUGCCACGAGUUCCUUCCCCCCAAAGAAUCCAGCAGAGGUGCAGAUGAGUGCUAAUGUGGUUUCAGGCCUUACCACACAGGGUCAUGAGCUGACAGACACUGCUCAGUUACAGGCUAGUUAUCUGCUAACAAACCUCAGUAAGUCCUUGGUCUCCUUGACGCUUUCUGGCAAGGAGUUCUCUGAAAAGAUACUGCAAGCAUCCACGCCGAUUAUUGAUGCUGCCAGUAACAUCAUCAAAGUUUCUUCCAGUACUUCUAAGCAGAAUGAGAUCUCCAGUCAUUUACUAAACACUGUGGACAAUGUUCAGAGUGCCUUGUUGGCUGGGAAAAAGGUGAACCAGGAGCCCAUCAUACUCAGCUCUUCAGUUUUUGGUUUAUAUGUCAACAGAAUAUCAUUGGAUGAUCUUCAGAAACAGCCCUUUAACAUUCAGAAGAACAGCUCUGCCAGUUUUAUCCUCCCAUCUCUGGGCUCUGUUCUGUCUCCAGAUGAACCAGUAGAUGUACGGAUGACAAGUUUCAGGAUAAAUCCAUUUUCACGGCAUGAGGGCGAGCAUAUUAGUGGAUCAGUGGGGUCUCUAUCUCUCACCAAAAUGAAUGGCUCUGUGAUUACAGUGGCAAACCUCACUGAGGAGAUUGAGAUUCUUUUACCAAGGACAGAGGUGGCAGAAGUUAACCAAACUCUUCUGGAACUGGCAAUCUUCAGCACUGUCGUCAUUAAUGUGACUGCACCCAAUAUAUCUCUGGUUUUCAAGUUAGACCCUUCAGAGGAGACCCCUCUGCAGUUGCUCCUCGGUUUUCAGGACUACCCUAACGAUACAAAUUAUGAAGCUUGGAUCCAGCUACCUCAAGAUGGCGACUCUGAAGAGGAGAGGUACACUUGGGUGCUUAACCCUACGGAAAUGACAAUAGAAGUAGGCGUUUACUACCUUCUGGUGAGGCCUGUUGUUGGAGCAGGGGUGAAUUCGACAAACACCUCAGUUUUCAUCACAACCAUUGCUGCUCACUGUUUGUAUUGGGAUGAGACAAAGGCCAAUUGGAGUGGCGAUGGCUGUAGGGUUGGCCCUCGUACUACAACAUUGGUUACUCAAUGCCUAUGUACCCAUUUGACCUUUUUUGGAAGCUCUUUCUUCGUCAUGCCCAACGUUGUUGAUGUGUCCCGCACUGCUGAACUCUUUGCAACCUUCGUCAACAACCCAGUGGUGGUGUGUUUUGUAGGCGCCAUCAUCCUGGCUUACCUGUUGGUUGUGAUGUGGGCACGAAGAAAGGAUAUUCAGGAUGCAGUGAAGGUGAAGGUCACAGUACUUGAGGACAAUGAUCCCUUAGCUGAAUAUCGUUACUUGUUGAGUAUCAAUACAGGGCAUCGUCGUGGGGCCUCCACCUCUUCUCAGGUGACAGUGACUCUACAGGGCACAGAAGGAGAGAUUGAACCUCAUCAUUUGACUGACCCUGAAAAACCAGUGUUUGAAAGGGGAGGACUGGACAUGUUCUUGCUGACCACCCCCUUCUCACUGGGAGAGCUACAAAGUAUUAGGCUGUGGCAUGACAAUUCAGGACAGCAUCCUGCUUGGUAUGUUAAUAAGGUGAUGGUACAAGACCUGGAGACUGGGCAGAAGUGGCACUUCCUGUGCAACUCAUGGUUGUCCGUUGACUUGGGAGAAUAUACACUAGAUAAAGUUUUCCCUGUAGCAACAGAGAUGGACUUGAAAAGGUUUAGUAAUUUGUUCUUCAUGAAGACUGCAAAAGAUUUCCGUGAUGGUCACAUCUGGUUCUCUGUAAUCAGUCGUCCCCCAAGUAGCAAUUUUACUCGAGUACAGCGUGUCUCCUGCUGUUUUUCGCUGCUGCUCUGCACCAUGUUGACCAGUAUCAUGUUCUGGGGUAUCCCAUCAGACCCCUCAGAGCAGACCAUGGACCUGGGUCAGAUUGAGUUCACCUGGCAACAGGUCAUGAUUGGCAUCCAGAGUUCCAUUAUCAUGUUUCCUAUCAAUCUCCUCAUUGUGAGCAUCUUCAGAAAUGCUCGUCCAAGAGAACAAAAGUCUGAAUCAUCUUCAAAGCAACAGUCAAAGAUAGAUCCCAAAAAGCCAGGCAAAAUGGGGCGUGUAUCUCCGAAUCAGCCUCCACACAAUAAUCACAAGGAAAUCACACCUGACACUGUGAUAAAGGACAUCAAACGGAUAGCACAGUCACUCUAUAAGGUCAUGAGAAGACCUGUUCCAAGGACAGAACUGGACUCCACCAAAACAGAUAUCAACAAUCUGCUGUCACUGGUUGAAGAGAUAAUUCGUCAACACAAUCGAGUUGGAAGUGAGUUUUACACGGACUCUUCUAAAAAGAAGCAAACUCUCGCAGCUUCUCUGGAGUGUGUAAAUCUGAAAGAGAGCAGUUUUUGUGAGAACCCAGAGCAAAAUGGAAAACACAGUGUCUACAGCCAGUAUCUCUACAAACAACUGCAAAAUGUGGAGAGAGCGCUGAGACUGCUGGGGCCUUCAUCCUUCUCUAUGCCAAACAGCUACAACCAGGCUGUAUUGCAGGUCCAAGGCAUGAAGAACCUACUUGAACCUCAUGUCUCCUCCUGUUCUGUCAGUGGUCUACAUACCCGUAGCUCCAGCCCUACAGAGGGCAACAGUGGAGACAGCAGAAAGUGUAGUCAGAAAGGCUUGCCCUGGUGGUUUGUGUUCGUUGGUUGGUUUCUUGUUGUAUCCACCAGUGGUGUUUCAGCAUACUUCACUAUGAUGUAUGGGUUGACCUAUGGGAAGGAGCGUUCCAUCAGCUGGCUCAUCUCAAUGGUGGUGUCCUUCUUCGAAAGCCUCUUCAUCACCCAGCCUGUAAAAGUACUGGGCUUUGCAGUCUUCUUUGCUUUGGUACUCAAAACAGUUGAUCAAGAAGAUUAUGGAGAUGUUCCGAUUGAUGGACAUCUGUCCACAGAUGAUCCCGAUGCAAUCAGAAUUGCCAGAAGAGACAGCACAUGUAGUUUCUAUCAGCCUCCUCCUCCCACUGACAUAGAAAAGAUGAGAAACAACAUGAUCAAGGAGCAGAAAGUGUUUGCACUCAUCCGGGAGAUUCUCAUUUAUGUGGGAUUCCUUUGGAUGCUUCUCUUGGUUGCAUAUGGUCAGCGAGAUCCACAUGCAUACUACCUCACUCAGCAUAUCCGGCAGAGUUUCAGCAAUGGCAUUUCCGAGAGUAUGAACCACAAAGAUAUAUUAAAUUGGGCAAAAUCCUCCUUGCUCAGUAAUCUGGUUGGGCAAUAUCCAGGCUUCAUAACAGAUGGAAAUUCAAAACUUGUUGGCAACGCUCGAUUCCGCCAGGUUAGGGUAAGGAAAGACUCUUGUAAAAUUGUCAAGACCAUGCAGUACUCUGUUCCUGACUGCCAUGCCCCAUACUCCUGGGAAGCGGAGGACAUGGGCUCUUACGGUCCAGGGUGGAAUCGGACUAAAAAUGUGAAUGGUUCUAAGAUUGUACCCACACCUUGGCGCUACCAAACUCAGGCCAAACUCCGGGCAAACCCUGUUUGGGGUGGGCUGGCCCUUUAUAAGGGUGGAGGAUUUGUGGUGGAACUAGGCCCGGAUCAAAAGAAUGCAAGCAGUCUUCUUCAGUAUCUUUUUGACAACAUCUGGCUGGACGUGUAUACACGGGCUGUCUUUGUGGAGUUUACAGUUUAUAAUGCAAAUGUGAACCUCUUCUGCAUUGUGACUCUCAUUUUUGAGACCACGGGAGUGGGUGCAUUCCAAUACCGUAGUGAGGUGCAGACUGUCCAUCUUUAUCAGUCCACUGGUGGCUUUCACAUAUUUGUUAUGGCAUCAGAGGCCAUCUAUUUCCUCUUCAUUCUCUACUACAUGUUUGUGCAGGGCAAACUGAUGAAGCAGCAGAAAUGGGCAUAUUUCAGAAGCAAAUGGAAUCUCUUAGAGUUGGCCAUAAUCAUUCUAAGUUGGAGCGCAUUAUCUGUGUUUGUCAAGAGGACAAUAUUGGGUAACCGGGACAUUGAGUACUACCAAAACAACAAAGACAUGUUUGCCAGUUUUUAUGAGACUGCCACUGCAGAUGCUGUACUAGGCUAUCUGAUAGCUUUCUUAGUCCUGCUGGCCACCAUAAAGCUGUGGCAUCUGCUGAGACUCAACCCGAAGCUACACAUGAUCACCUCUACACUGCAACGGGCAUGGACAGAUAUCUCUGGCUUCAUUGUGGUCAUGACCAUCAUGUUUCUGGCCUAUUCCAUUGCUUGCAAUUUGAUGUACGGUUGGAGGCUCUACUCAUACAGAACUCUGCUUGAGGCUGCACAGACCAUUAUUUGUCUACAACUGGGUAUCUUUAACUAUGAUGAGGUUUUGGAUUACAAUCCAGUCCUGGGAGCUUUCCUGAUUGGAUCCUGCAUUAUCUUUAUGACAUUCGUAGUUCUCAACCUCUUUAUAUCUGUGAUUUUGGUGGCUUUCAAUGAAGAGCAACUUCAUCCCACUCCUUCUGAAGAAGAGGAGAUCGUAGACCUGAUGCUGAUGAAGAUCUGCAGUCUUCUUGGCAUCAAAUGCAAGAAAAAGCAAAUUGAUGCAGAUGCUUCUUUGACGACAGCUUCAGUCAUAUCAUAGAAAUGAUGCACGUCUUUAUAACCAUGUGACAGUCAAUGUAAGCUUUAUUGUAAAAUGCCUUUUGGUGUUUGGAUGCUUAGUAAUUGUUCUUGUACAUCUUAAAAAGCUUUUUCCCCCUGAUUUUUAUCUUGCAGAAUGUUUCCAUUAGCUCUGUUUGAAUGUUUGUCAGUGCUAUUAUUACAAAUAUUAAGCAUGAAAUAUGCAACUCCUCUGAAAGUUUUUGUCCUACUACAUUAUUGCAUUACAUCUAUCAAGACGUCAGCAUUUCUGAGUGGAUAACAGAUGAAAACAUCUUUUUUUUUCUUGUAGGGUAAUUUCAAAACACAACAUGCAGUAAAAUUACUAUCUGGGGAGUUAACAACUAAUUCAGGAAACACACUGUGCACGCGAGUAUUUAUCCAUAAAGGUAUCUGAAUCAUACAUGCCGUUUAUGGCCUGCAGCAUAAAGUUGCUGACAUGCACUAAAUGUCUGUGUUCUAGGAAAAUUUCACCCAUACCAACUGGCUCAGUCAAUCACCUCAAGGGCUUACAUUAAAAAAAGUAGCCUGUGAUUGUUUUUCAGGUCUCAACCACCUAUUGCUUAAGCAGGACAAUAAGCUCAUUCAAAUAACCAUGAAAAAUAAGGAACAAAAUGGCCUUUGUGUGCCCAGCCAUUAUUAAAUGUGUAGCAUGCAUGUACCAGCAAAAAGACCCAAAUCAGUCAGUCUUACAAAUUAUUGAUAAAGUUUAGAAUUUUCAUUGGGGUCUGGCAACAAACCUAUCGAAUUCAUCAGUAUGUGUCACAUAUUUUGGGAGUCUACAGCCUUCAAAACCAUAUGCAAAAUGGUUGUGAAAUUUGGUAUACUUGUGGGACAGGGCAUUACUGGUAGCAAUUUUGAAGUCUCUCAAACAUUCCAGCACCACUGACCGUUUUGGCUUCCAUUUCUGUUCAUAAUUAUUUGAACAGAGUGGCCUGGAAAUAUAUUCAGUGCACUUGGUUCCAAUUUUCACCCACACAUUUUCUGCCAUUUUGAACAUAAACCACGCAUUUUAAACACCCAUGAUGCAUCUGAGUUUCUCCACAUUUGGGUUGGAUAAUUUUGAUACUCCAAAUAAUUUCUGUAUAGCGCUGGGAUCCUCAUUCCUAAUGCUGGAGAGCCACUUUCCGAAAGUUCAGUUCUGCCGCUUCAUCAGUUUGUCUUGUUAAAUCCAGAUGAUAUUGCGCAUUAUGGCUUCACUGAUGCACCAUCCUAUUUCAGUGUUCCACGAAAGAGCUGACCUGCACAAAAAAAUUGUACAGCAGAUAAUGAAGAGGAAAUAGGUGGCCUCUGAUGCCAUAACGAAUACAUGAAAGCCAUCAUUGUACUGAUAACGAUGGACAGUCUGUACAUCACUAGAACUUAUCCUACAACUUUUAUUUUGAUUUUCUUCACAUUUGGGUCAGAUAACAUCUAUAGUUAUCAAAGCUUUUUGAUACACCAAAUAAUUUGUGUAACAAAGGGAUUCUCAUUUCUGAUCUUGAAGAGCUACUUUGAUACAGGAAUGGAAACCAGGAAGUGAGGCUAUAUUUUAAAGCUCUGGUGUACUUAAGUAAACAGGACCAUGACAACUGUAGAAUAAAUUGGCCUUAAAUCAUGUUGCUUAUCGCCAUAUAACCCCAGGUACAUGCAAAACAAUGCAUCACAUGUUCCAAACAAUUGCAUAAACUUUUUCACAGCUUUUUGCUAAUCCUACAAUAACUGUCCAAACUGCACAAAGUUUGCUCAGAUUAGGGGUUUUCAAACUGUUCAUGGAGCCUCCAAAGCACCGCACCUUUUGGAUGUCUCCUUUAUCGGACAUACCCAGUCAGAUCAUGGAGUGUUAAAUAAUGGAAACAUCCAAAAUGUCCAGGAAUAGUUCGAAAACUCCUGGAUCAGAUUCAGACAAAGUCAAAAACAUGACAAAUUUUUCCUUGUUAUUUUCAUGAAAGUUAAGCCAAUUCUUGGUAUGGACAAGACCAUGCCUUAAAGGAUUAGUUCACUUCUGAAUUAAAAUUUCCUCAAUUUCCUCACCCCCAU